This is a messenger RNA of Dermacentor andersoni, 11609 nucleotides long. RefSeq names its product ubiquitinyl hydrolase 1 puf (gene puf). Lineage: Eukaryota; Metazoa; Arthropoda; Arachnida; Ixodida; Ixodidae. Gene Ontology annotation, molecular function: cysteine-type deubiquitinase activity. The record is from RefSeq and is a predicted model, not a curated record. Gene Ontology annotation, biological process: protein deubiquitination. Gene Ontology annotation, cellular component: cytosol; nucleus.
AAAUCUUCAGUAUUCGUAAUGGCGGCUUAUGCCUCAGCUGACGAGAAAAUAGUCAAGUUUAUAUGCUAGGAGCGCGACCUUAGCCAGUACCGAAGUUUAGCGCGUAACAAAUGACAAGAUAUCGCAGGACGUGAUGUCAAUGCAACAGAUGUCAGAAUGUGUGACGUCUGCUGCUCACUGUUAGAACUUUUCGAAAAAUAUGAUGCCGAAAACUCGUGCGGUCAACGUUCUCCGCUGUCCAAGAGCGACAUCCUGGUGCUGUGCAGCUACGUGCAAUCGUGGAACCAGAGGCAAUGCACUUGCUGCUACAAGGAUCCACAGAGCUUCGACAAGUUUAAUGCAGUCAUCCAGGGUCUGCUGCAAACGGUGCUGCUGCUGCUGCGGCAACUUCGGCAGCGACUAAGUGGUGCCGACGGGUCUGAUGUUCCGGACGAGUCUGCCCUGCUUGACAGCCAAGAUAGCAAUCAUGCAGCAGCUUUGGAAGGCUGGUCCUUGGACGACCAAGAGAAACUUCUGCAUUUCGCCUCAAAAGUGUUCCUUCUCAACUUUCCACUCUACGUGGCCUUCAAGCACAGCCUGCACUCAAAGCUUGAGGAGGUGUCGCAGGCAGAGAUUGCAGCGUUAAGCACCGUGUGCGAUGUCAACGACCUGGACAUUCCGGUGCACCUGCUACGCAAUGUGGCGCACUUCUGUGGCCAAGGUGGUCUCUCUCUGCUACACGCCUGCUUCCAGGAGGUGGCGCCUCAGCGGCUGCCCAUCGGUCUGGCCCACGCUCUUGUAUCACUUGUCUCAAACUUGAAGCUGUGGAUGAACCUGCCAUGCAUCGUACAGCACUUAGUUCCCCUGCGGUCUUCAGUCAUUCGGUACUUGUGCAGCCGAUGCGAAGGAGAGCUUCGCGGCGCCACUAGCCGGAGCCUGUUUGAGCUGAUGCUCGGGGCGGUCAAGGAUCCACUGGACGUGCACCUGGCUCUGGACCGGGAAGGCCUGGAGCUGGCCUUCCGGUGCUUCGUCUCACCGACACUCACCAUGCGUCUCUCGGGCAUCGCCCAGAUCAAUAGCCACAUCAGCAUGCUGAACGAGCUGUGUCACAGCGAGACGGUGGUGGGAGCCCAGGCCAUGGCGAAAGCCCUGGCCGCGUGGCUGGUCGAGUAUCGAGUCGUCGAGCACAUCUUUGGACCCAACCUUCACGUGGAGGUGAUCAAGCAGAGCCACCUGGUGCUUGGCCUCUUGGCGUCCGAGGGCCAGCUGACCACCACGCACCUGGACGCUGUGUGGGCUGCGGGGCAGCUGAAGCACUGCGGCCGGCAGGUCUUGGAGCUUUUGCCGCCCCUGAUGCGCAGCCUGCGGGACGGGCCCGCGCUUCACCUGUACGCACGCCUGUGUUCCUUGCCCCCUCGGGAGCACAGUGAGCAGACUCUACUGCUGGCCUCCGCGCUGACCAAGCACAUGUGGGCCAGCAGUGGCAAGGCAGCACGUGGCCGUGCAUCCCCCUUUGGCCAGCUGACGAGCUCCAGGUCACAUGCCGGGAGGUCACCAGUCAAAGUGUCCAAAAAGGGCUUUCACGAGGCCACGGACGCUAGCGAGGAGGAAGAGGAUGAAGAUGACGAUGAAAAUCCAGUGGCUUUCCCUUCGCAGGCAGCUCAGGUGUCUGGGAGCAAGGACUCUCCACAGGUGGUCGGAAUGGCCGAGUCGGAGGCGAUGCAGGUGGCCAUGGAGUCCUCCUCGGAUAGCCAGGGCAGCUCCCCUGCUCACCACCCUCAGGGUCCCGUAGUGGGCAUGGCAGCACUCAAGCCCUGGACCACUGGCGAGCCCCACGAGGACGAGGAAGAAAGUGGGAUGAGUGCUGGGGAGGAAGAAGAGGAAGAGGAGGAGACAGAAGAGGAACUAAGCAGUGAGGAGGAACGAUGCACUGUGGGCGCCCAGAGGCCACCCCAGAUAUUGGAGCGGGCCCUGGUUGGCAAGGCAAGGCCCCCUGGUUUGGGAGGUCAAGCACAUUCCUCGAGGGGAGAAGGUUCUGCUCUUCCCGUUGAGUUGUCCCAGUCAUGGCAUAAUGCGGAUGGACCUUCGUUACCUACACGGACCCUUGCACCCAGAGAAACCUCAAGUCCUGACGGUGGCGGCAGCUGCCACUCUCUGGAGGCCAGCAAUCAGUCGGACAAGAACAUGGCUGACUUUGAAGGUGAAGAGGAAGGGUCAGCGGCCUGGCCAAGGGUCAUGGUGACGACCCCAACGUCCCGGGAGGCGCCCCUCUUGUCGCCCAUUAGCGCGAGUCAGGUGUGCCAGCCAGGCAAGACGCUGCUCUGGGACCUGCUGCAGGACGGCAAAAUCGAGGAGCUGGGCGAAGAGCUGGCCCUUGAAGCCGAGAAGGUGCUGUGCAGUCUGGUGUGCUGGUACGUGGACCGCAGUGUGAGGACGCAGUUCAUCGAGGGCUGCCUCCGAAACCUGGCACAGAGCAGGUCUGUGGUCGUUUCACUGCGCCUGCUACCCAAGCUGCUAGCAUCUUUCCAGCAGCCCAGGGAAGGCGCGGACACACACUAUGUCACCAUGUGGGCGGAACGGGAGCACGGAAUGAUGCGACUAUUUCUCGAAGACCUCGUACGAUACACAAACAGCCGCAAGAAAUCCUCUGCCCCCACGCACAAGCUCUACACGCACAGGGAACAGAUACAGGUGCGGCUACAUUUUUUGUCCUGCAUCUUCUCCGCAGCUGGGUCUCCCGACGACUUUGGUUUGAGCCGAGACCAAGUGGACGUGCUCUGGUCGUGCCUUGCCUUGGAUCCGGAGUGCGGAGACGAGCUCUUCAGUUGGCUCCUGAGUCAAGUCCGCAGCAAGGAGCAGCAUGCCCUCAGUCCCGACCUGUUCCGUCACCUGCUUCUGCACAAGCUGCCCCAGCUUCCCGCCGCCUCGACCAGCAUGACGGCGCUGCACCUGCUGCAGCAGCUGAGCGGCUCGAGUCGAGUGGCUCCGCCCAUCGAGUCAGUGCUGCUCAGUCCCCGUCCCUCCAGUUCCUCUGGCUCCUCCCUGGAGCAGGACCACUGCGUGAGCUCCUCCCCGCAACUGGCCAGCGGCAUCGACCAGCUCUGGGAGAUCGCGCUCAGGGCCUCCAGCACCGACGUCAGCAUGGCGGCCAUCCAGUACCUCAACAGCUUCUACCUCCACGCUCACCAGGGCACUCUUGAGAGGGAAGAAGAGUUUGCACAGAGGUGCAUGCACAGCUUACGAACAGCAGCGGACAGCCUUGCUGAGCAUCCCCAAGAGGCCGAGGAGACCACACUGACAGUGGUGCAGCGGGCCCUGCAGCUGCUCAAGCUUCACCUCGAGGCGUUCCAGCGGCGCUACGCCUUCCACCUGCGCCGGUGGCAGCUUCGAGACGGCGCCGGUCUCAGUCCCCACGGCGCUGCACUGCAGGACCCCAGGGGGGUGGGCAACUGCCCCCUCCGCAUCGUCUGCCAGCCUGCGGGCCUUUCGCACAAGACAACGCUAGAGCUCCAGAGCUGGGACCUGGUGGGCGACCUGCGUGCCGAGGUGGCCCACUGGUGGGAAGGGCUGCAACCGCAGCUACAGCCACAGCUUCAGGCCGCCAGCGAGGGUGGUGCUGCGGCCUGCCUGCGCAUGAUCACCCAGGGGCAAGAGCUCACCACUGACCUCGACGAGAAGCCUUUGGCUGACCUCGGCUUCAAGGAUCUACAGAUUGUGUUCGUGUCGGUAGGAGCCGCCCGACAGAGGCGGCGGGCGGGACCGGGUCUCCCUGAACCGGCGAGCCUGCUUCCCUGCCCACCCCGGGAGCGACUCCCCACCCUAGUGCUCCUGCGGCCCACUUACCUGGAGUGCCUCUUCUCACUCAUGCAGCUACUUGGCAAUGUCCGGACACGGAACCGGGCUGGGGAGAUGGUGCUGCACACAAAGGCCCAAGUCCUGUCUCGACGAGUUUGGGAAAUACUCACCAUGCUUCCUACGUCACCCGCAGUGCUUCGUCAGUUUGUACAGGUUGCAUCGGAACCCGAAGGUGCAGCAGUUGCCCUCCAAACUCUGCUCAACCCCGAAGAGCCUCAGAAGUUGAUGUACUCCCUCCAGAUCGUGGAAUCCUUACGCCAGCGUGGAUCUCGCUCCCACAUAGCUCAGCCGAAGGAAAGCGAUGUGGACUUGCAUUCCCAAAACAAUGGACCAUGCUGCUCUACUACCAAUGAGAUCGGAGACGAUGCGAAAGACCUGGGAUUUUCGGUUCCCUUGGGCCCAACGUGGGCAGAAAAGUUCGUGGAGUGUGGUGGCCUGCGGCAUCUCUUUGACAUCUUCACUUCGGGAGUGCUUCAUCCUCACGAAGGCGAGGAGUGGAACGAAUGGGCAGAAGACUGCCUUGCCUGCCUGCUGAGGGUCCUGUACCAGCUGAGUGUGGAAGGUGGAGGCAUGGACAUGACGUCCGAUGCCUGCCCAGACACUCUGUCUGUCGACGCCAUCUUGGAACAGCCGCGAAAGAAGGCCAAGCGUCAACGGCGUGCCAAUCCGGAUCGACUGUUUGUGCCAAGGCUAGGGCAGGUGCUACUUCAAAUGCUGUCAAGUGCCGAAUCCCUGAGUCUCAUUCGACUCCUCCAGGGUGCGCUAGGAGAAGGCGCUCUCCUACGAGAUCCUCACGAACUACGCACUGGAUUCUGGGGUAGGCCUCAGGUGGUGCAGUGCGUCAUGCGCCUCCUGGCAUCGUGGGCUCACUCUCGACCCCCGCCGCCGGGCCCACCCCUGCUGCUCCAGCCACCAUCCGGCCAAGGCUUGGACAACUGGCUGCGGCGCCUCGUGCUGGACGAUCCUGACCCCGCUGUGCGCCGGGAGGCCUGCACCGGCCUGUACCGUCUCUGCCUUGGCGUGGACGCUGAUGGCCGUGGAGGCCAGACCUACAUUGGUCCCCUGCUGGCCAGCCUCCUGGACUUCCUGUCUGCCGCACAGAGCAUGCAGCCCUUGCAUCACGAUGAGGGUGAGAAAGAACCGUACGGACCUGGUUGCCGAGACUACUUCUUUUUGGUGUGCCAACUCGUAGACAACUUGGAAGACGAUGUGUCACCCGACCAGAAACCUAUUGUCGACUUGGACAGCUUGGCGUCUCGUGUCGCUGAAGCCAUCUUCAACAGAGACGUACGAGAAGGGGCUCUGCAGAGUUCUCAAGAUGACGAUGGCUUGUACGGCCUGCUUUCUCUAGCCACAGCCGUUGCCAAGCACAAUCCUCCAUUCAAGUUUAGUAAGCAGGGCCAGGAGUUUGCCCUGGGCAUAAUGGGCUGCCUGUUCACUGUGAGCAACCAGAGCAGCCAGAGGCGCCUGCUUCCAAAGUGCAAGUCAUCCGGGGUGCGGGCCGCGGCGUAUGACCUGCUCUUGGAACUAGUCCGGGGCUCCGAGGACAACUUCCGGCUCAUCCACGCCCGCCUGCUCCAGCAACACUGCCCGAAGUCGCACAGCCCCUAUCCCUGGGACUACUGGCCUCAUGAAGAUGGCCGCUCCGAGUGCGGCUAUGUGGGUCUGACCAACCUUGGGGCCACCUGCUACCUCGCUUCUUGUAUGCAGCACCUGUUCAUGCUGCCUCAAGCGCGUGCUUCUAUCCUCUCGGCACAGACGAUUGCUGAGGGAAAACACGGCCAAACACUAAGGGAACUGCAGCGGAUGUUUGCAUAUCUUCUGGAAAGUGAACGAAAAGCCUACAAUCCACGAAGUUUCUGCAAGGCAUACACAAUGGACCAUCAACCCCUCAACACUGGGGAACAGAAAGACAUGGUGGAGUUCUUCACAGACCUGAUAAGCAAGCUGGAAGAGAUGACACCGCAGUUGAAGGAGCUGGUGAAACAACUCUUCUGCGGAGUGCUGUCCAACAACGUUGUUUCCCUGGAUUGCAACCACAUCAGUCGGACGUUGGAAGAGUUCUACACAUUGAGAUGCCAAGUGGCUGACAUGAGGAAUCUUUACGAAUCCAUGAAUGAGCUCACGGUGAAGGACACACUGGAGGGUGACAAUAUGUACACCUGCUCCCAGUGUGGAAAAAAAGUCCGGGCUGAAAAGAGGGCCUGCAUACAGCGGCUUCCGCGCAUCCUCUGCUUCAACACCAUGCGCUACACCUUCAACAUGGUGACCAUGAUGAAGGAGAAAGUGAACACCCACUUCUCCUUUCCCCUACGGCUGGACAUGUCCAACUACAUGGAGAGCAACCUGCUUCCCAGCCAGGCACGGCAAGAAAAUGGGGAGGAAAAGAAAGAAGCCCCGGAGGAAAACACCGGAAGCUACGAGUACGAUCUCAUAGGCGUGACUGUGCACACAGGCACAGCAGACGGCGGCCACUACUACAGCUUCAUCCGAGAGCGGCAAAACCCUGGCAAGGACAAGUGGUUCCUGUUCAACGAUGCAGAAGUCAAGCCUUUCGACCCCUCACACAUUGCUGCUGAAUGUUUUGGAGGAGAGAUGACGAGCAAGACCUAUGACUCUGUCACAGACAAGUUCAUGGAUUUUUCCUUUGAGAAGACCAACAGCGCCUACAUGCUGUUCUACGAACGGUGUUCAUCGGAAAAGCCAGACAGUAAAAAAUCCGCCGCACAGACUGCAUCCGAAAAGCCUGCCGAAACAUCUCUGGAAGCAAAGCCGGAGAUGACGUUGAGACUGCCGUCUGAACUGGCAGAGUGGAUCUGGCAAGACAACAUGCAGUUCUUGCAGGACAAGAGCAUAUUUGACCACACUUACUUCAACUUUCUGUACCAAAUGUGCGGCUCCAUACCUCAAACGCUGUCAUGUGGUGAAGAAGCUACGCUGUUGGCCGCGCAGCUGGGAACAUCGUUUGUGCUCGAGACCCUGAUUCACGCCAAGGAAAAGCCUACCAUGGCACAGUGGAUUGAACUUCUGACGAAGCAGUUCAAUGCAAGCAAGGCUGCAUGCGAGUGGUUCUUGGAUCACAUGGCCGAGGAUGAAUGCUGGCCCGUGCAAAUUCUGAUCAAGUGUCCCAACCAGGUGGUGAGGCAGCUAUUUCAGCGGCUUUGUAUCCACGUGAUCAAUCAGCUGCAGCCUGGGCACUCCUCACUCUACCUCCAACCAUACCCUGACAGCGACGACUCGUCAGACGUGGACAUCAGCCAGAUCGGCCAGUACUCCUGCGUCACUCGCUUUGUGCGAAAGCUGCUGGCACUGAUCGAGCACGGUGCCAAGCAACACCUGCGGCACCUGACCGAGUACUUUGCCUUCCUGCUGGAGUUUGCCAAGAUGGGCGAGGAGGAGUGCCAGUUCCUGCUCUCCAUCGAGGCCAUCACCACCAUCGUCUCCUUCUACCUGGGCCACAAGCUGGACUAUGUUGAGAUGGUGUCUGAGGAAGAGGACGAGGAAGAGGAAGAGGAAGGAGGUGCACCCGUGUCCAAGUGCCGGCCGGCCUCGCUGGACAAGAUGGUGAGCCUGGUGCUCCUGCUGGUGGAGAAGUCGCGCGCCGAGGACCACCGGCUGCAGCUCUCCCAGUCGGACUACAACGCCCUCACAGGAGGAAAGGGCUUUCCAUUUCUGUACCACCAAAUCCGGGACAACAUCUGCCUGCGCCAGACUUGCAACUUGAUCCUGAGCCUUUGUCGCUGGAACGAGUCCCUUGCACCUCAUAUUGUCAACAUGAUCUUCUCGGCUGUCACUAAGCAGCCUGAGGCUAGUGGACCUUUCUUCAAGCUGCUGUCAAUGCUGGUGGAAUUUGCUGGAGGGCCUCCAGGCAUGCCGCCUUUCACUUCGCUUGUCCUACAGCGUGUCUGGGAGGCGUCCGAGUACUGCCCCCUGCAGUGCCUCGAGUGGUUGACAAUGCAAGUGCCUCGGAACAAGCUGGCACACUCGUGGGUCCUCCAGAGCAUGGACGUCUGGGUGGAGAAGUUUCUUAUCGCCCAUGCCCUGCAGAGGGUGCGCAAUGUGGCAGCCUUGUUGCUGGUUUCCCUAGUGCCAAGUUCCCAAUUCCGACAGGCCUUCCGUUCGGGGAGGAAUGGGUUGGCUCCACAUAAAGAGCUACCUGUAUGUACCUUUAUGAGCCCAGAAGCUCUCUCUGUGAUGCAUCAGGUGUACCAGUUCCUAUUGCGAUUGCUCAAAAAAGCAAAAGUGUAUGUUGAUCCCGCUGUUCAUGGCACUGCCAAGUUGAUGUACUACUUUGCAGUACUCACCUAUUGUCUUGUAGGAAAGCAAGAGAAAUUAAUGUUUAGCCCUUUUUUUCUUGACCUCUGGAGCCUAUUCCAGCCAGGCCUGUCAGAGCCAGCCAUUCCUGUUCAUCAUAAUAAGCAGACACUACUGCUCUUCUGGUACCAGGCCUGUGUGGACUGCCCCGAAAACGUCAAGCUCAUUGUUCAAAAUCCUCAUGUUACAAAGAACAUUGCCUUCAAUUACAUCCUGGCCGACCAUGAUGACCAAGACGUGGUGGUGUUCAACCGUUGUAUGCUACCAGCCUAUUAUGGCCUGCUACGCCUCUGCUGCCAGCAGUCGCGAACCUUUGCUCGGCAGUUGGCUGCACAUCAGAAUGUCCAAUGGGCUUUCAAGAACAUCACCCCAUACACCACCCUGUACACAGCGGCGGUGGGUGAGUUGCUGAAGCUCAUGGAGCUGUUUGUAGCGCUGCCACGGGGUGCCAGCGAGCAGGAGCAGCGUGAGGUGGCACUGUUCAAGCGCACCACCCUGGCACUGUAUUUGGGCCUCGACCCUCGCGUCUGCUGGGCCACCCUGGUUGCCGCACUGCGCAUCCUCAUCUCCACUCCGCAAGAUCGCUUGCUGGCGCUGGCUGCUGGAGGACUGCCUGUCCUCUUUCAGGCCCUGCACACUCUACACGUGAUGUACCAUGAGGCGACGGCCUGUCACGUGACGGGAGACCUGGCAGACCUGCUGUCCCUAGUGCUAGAGCUCCUGCGCACCUGUGCUUCGGCCAACGCAGCUGAGCCACUGGCCACCCUAAGGUCGUGGCCACAAUUGGGAGAUGGACUUCGGCGCCUGCUGACACUACUCAACAGCUAUGUGCCUCCGCAAGUGCGCCUGCUCUGCCUCGAGGUGCUCAAGGAGUUGGUGACCUUGCUUCCUCGGGAGACGGUGGGUCCCAUCGUGCCCCUGCUGGCCAGCUGCCAUAGCAGUUUUCUCGAGAGCAACGGACUGAUGACCACCGGUCCGUACUUUCCCCGGCGAGGCCAGAAGACUUAUCCAACCAAGACCACGUUAAGGCCUCAGCGUCCCAUCCUCCAGAUGUUUCUCCAUCUGAGCCAACUGGAAGCAUCCAAGGGAGUCGACCCUGAAUACGACCAGGCCCUUCUGGACUUUUUCCUUCCAUACCACCAGUUUGUGGAAACCCUCUUUCGAGCAGCCUUGUCCCAGGGCCUGAUGUCCCAAGACCUGGUGAACUUGAGUGCCAUGGUGUCUAUCGAGGGCGUUCCACUGCACAUCGACCUUAUCCCUCGACUUUGGCUGGAGGUUCUUCAGGGGGAGAAGUCCGCAGAGUUCGGCGAGUUCCUGCGGAGUAGCACGUACUGCACCAACUGUGUAUCAGCAGUGCUGUUGGAGGAGCGCGGUUAUCUCAACAACCCCAUGGUUUUCCGGCUAUUCUCACUCUUGGUGCCAAAGGUUGGCAAGCAAGUUCUCAAGGAAAGUGUCACCAACCUCAUCCUGUCUCGGGCAAACGCCCUGGUGACGUCGGACGUUACACAAGACCUUAAGAAACAUGUUCAUCGCGUCACCGCUGACCUUCGUGCAGUCCUUCUUGUGCUUUCGGUACAUGAGGGCAUAGCACCAGCCUGUCUUGGCUUGGCUGACUACUUGCGCUCACUGGAAGGCCAUUGCAAGGAUGCCCUGUCCAAGGCUGAGAAAGAGACGGGAAAAGGUGAAAGUGAAGCUCAUUCCGAGAGUCCACCUGCAAAGAAGCCCAGGACUCCACCUGUAGACGAGGAAAGACCAACUGGCCCGCGUUCUCCGCCGGAGCCACCUCCGCCUCCGGCACCGAGCGAGGCGGACCUGCUGCGUCCGCUGCUCGAGACGGUCCAAGCCCUUCUCAAGCUGCUACCCAGCGGAGAACAGUCCUCAGCCUCUUCCUAGCAUCUUCUCCUCUAGUCUGGCUGUUAAUUUUUUUUUUUUUUCAUUUUAUUUUGGAAAUGCCGAGUGGCCAGCGUAAGGCAGUGAGCUUUCAGCAGUCAUAAGGGGAAGGCUAGAAAAUUGAGUCUACGGAAGGAAAGAGAGCUAUUACUACACUUCUCGGCGAGCGUUGGGUCUCCCUGCUACCACCUCAACGACGGCAGAGGCAGUGACGUCGACCUGCCCAUGGCUGCUGCUUCUGGGUUUCCCGACUUCACUCCCGACGAAUGUGGCAGCGUACGGUGCGCUACCCACAGUGUAGAGGGAUGCGGGGUUGGUGCAACAGUUCCCCGCCACACAGACCCACUCCCGAUUUAUUUCAUAAAUCUGAAGAUAUCCUCGCCGUCUACCAUGGCAGCCGCCAGUUUUGAGAGAGAAUUUUUUGCCACACGACACUUCAGCUGUGAUACUUUAGUCUUGGGUGAAAGCUUGCUUACCACUGUUUUUCAUUCUCUUGCGCUCAGUUGUUGUUUCUUUCCUCCGUUUUUUUUUUUAUUUGAUGUCUGAGCUGUAAAGGUCUCUCUGUGCAGACACUUCUUUCGGUUUUUCUUUUUUCCUGCAUCUCAUGCUCGUCUUCUCUGGAAACCUGCAACUUUGCGUAUAUUCAUUUCAUCAGACCAACCCACAACAUUUUGCUUCACGCGAUGCAGAUCGGUGGUGGGCGUUUUCAACCCGAGAAGAAGGAAUGGAGAAGGAGAGGAGUUUGCCAGAGCAUAGCGUUUGCUUGGCUUGUACAUUUAGUUUUAUAUUUCGUUUGUCCGGGAGUGCAAGGCACAGUUUACUCCUUUUACGAAUGGCGCCAGCCUGAAGCCGGCUGCGCUUGGGACAGUCGGCAUUGCCGACAGUCGUCGAGCUUUCCAGUCGACCAGCAGCACGACACGUGUUUGCUGGGUUGGAAAGGAGAGAAAGAAAGAAAUCGGCAACAUAAAUUUUGGCCUUGCAAGAAAGACACCCUUUUUUUUUUUCAUCCCUGUCUGUGUUAUUUAUUGCCAUGUAUGUAUACGCGACUCGCUGAUCUUGAAAGACAGAAAAGAAGUGUUUGUUAGCGGUGUCUGGCAAGGCGUGUGUGCAUGUGUGUGACUUUGGGAGUUAUUUUGUGCCCCGAUUUCUUCUACUUUGGCGGAAUUUCUUAGAGGCAACUGUUCAUUUCUUUUUUCUUCAUUGAGGGCUACACAGAGAGAAGCGUGCAUGCCAUUAUAAUCGCAGUACACAACUACUGCCAACCAACAUCCACACCCUGUGUAGGUGGGAAGCACUUUUUUUUUUAAUAUCAUCGAAAGAACUCUUCAAAACCACCUUUUAUUAUUUUUCUCUUCAUUCGAUGGAGGUUAAGGAAUCCGUCGUUCACUUCUGACCUUAUGAAGCCAGCUUUAUUUUUCUUUAUUUUUUCUUUUUUUAUCAUCUCUGUUCUCGUGAAAACUGCCAGCUGCAUUUACGUGUUCCUGGCCGUUAUGUACCAUAGUGGCUGUGAAUACUAGGUCCUCCUCUACUUUCAGAGUCAUGCUCAAAAUAAAAAAAAAAUUCUCACUCCA